Tarenaya hassleriana is the source of this 1244-nucleotide messenger RNA. Its product is annotated as protein ODORANT1-like. Lineage: Eukaryota; Viridiplantae; Streptophyta; Magnoliopsida; Brassicales; Cleomaceae. Bases 148 to 984 code for a protein of 278 amino acids. The transcript has 2 exons. The record is from RefSeq and is a predicted model, not a curated record.
UGGGUGUGGUUGUAUAUAUAGGUGGGUGAGGUUUGGUGCUUGGGCUCAUGACAUGUAACUCGCAAGUUGGUAAGAUUUUUGUUUUUUUACUCCAAGAGAAAAUUAGGGUUUCUCUCUCUCUCUCUCUCUCUCUCUCUCUCUAUCUGUAUGGGGAGGCAGCCGUGUUGCGACAAGCUGGGGGUGAAGAAGGGGCCUUGGACGGCGGAGGAGGACAAGAAGCUGAUAAGCUUCAUGGUAAGGAGCGGGCAAUGCUGCUGGAGGGCGGUGCCGAAGCUCGCCGGGCUCCGCCGCUGCGGGAAGAGCUGCCGUCUCCGGUGGACUAACUACCUCCGUCCCGAUCUCAAGAGAGGCCUCCUCUCCGAUUCCGAGGAACAGCUCGUCAUCGACCUCCAUUCCCAUCUCGGCAACAGGUGGUCCAAGAUUGCUUCAAGAUUGCCCGGAAGGACGGAUAACGAGAUAAAGAACCACUGGAACACCCAUAUCAAGAAGAAACUUCUCAAGAUGGGAAUCGAUCCGAUGACCCAUCAACCUCUAAACAAAGAACCUAACGAUCAUAAAAACAUCGAAAAUUCCGACAAAAUUUCGCCGAAAACCGACGAAAAUCGCUCGGAACCGAAGACGAGUGACACCAAGAGCAUAGAGACCGAUAUCUCGACGGCGAACAGCAGCAUCGAUCAAAACAGUUCGACGGACGAUUCUCGACCAUUCGGUUCCAUUAACGACGAUGAAGAUCUGUUUAAUAGCCUGUGGAGCGAUGAACCCUUUUCGUUUGAUACAAUAUCGUGGAGCAAUAACGGCGGCGGAGGAGGAAACAGUGUCGCCGCCGCCGGCGGAGAUUUUCCGGCGUGGACGCCGGAGGAAAUGAACGGAGACCACGACCGGAUGUUUUUGGAUUAUUGCCAAGAUUUCGGGGUUCAAGAUUUUGGAUUCGGAUGCUUCCAUGAGAUUGGACUGAGUUCCAUAGAGAUGAAUGGCAAGCUUUAGCAAUCUGCAUACAUAUGACACAUACGCAUAUACAUAUACAUGUGUAUAUAAAUUUAUACGUAUAUAUAUAUAUAUAUGUAGAUAUAUCAUGAUAGUGACAUUAAAACUAUGCAAGAAGAUCAUGUAAAGCAUCAAUUGUGCGCCAUGGUUUUCGAUAUCACUUUUUUAGGUAUGGUGUUUCACAUGUAAUCUUUUUAUUUUUUUUUUUUGAAUUUUCUUUUUGUUUGUAUAUAUUAAUAUUAAUAAUGUUAUAUGUUUUA